Daktulosphaira vitifoliae (grape phylloxera) is the source of this 1177-nucleotide messenger RNA. RefSeq names its product cholesterol transporter ABCA5-like. Gene Ontology annotation, cellular component: membrane; intracellular membrane-bounded organelle. The annotation marks the transcript as partial. NCBI's taxonomy places the organism in Eukaryota, Metazoa, Arthropoda, Insecta, Hemiptera, Phylloxeridae. The record is from RefSeq and is a predicted model, not a curated record. The transcript has 4 exons. Gene Ontology annotation, molecular function: ATP binding; lipid carrier activity; ABC-type transporter activity. Gene Ontology annotation, biological process: lipid transport; transmembrane transport.
AGGCGACAUACAUUUGAAAACUGAACCAUUUAAAACUGAAUAUAAACAAAACGAAUUUAAUUUUAGUAGAUGUUCAUCAGCAUUUUUUUUGGGGAUUGUUUUUGUAUUAGUUUCUGUGAGUUUGUCAUCUGAUUUAGUUUACGAUCGCGAGAUGAAAACUAAAAAUCAGCUUUACAUUAAUGGAGUUAUGUUUUUGGAAUACAUCGGUUCUUACUUUAUACUUUUGACACUCAUGCUAUUAUUUAUUUUUUUCAUACUAAUCUCUCUAAUUUUUAUUUUACAUGUCGAGGGUUUAGACACGAUUCCAGCUGUAUAUAUAAUGGUUAUUCUAUUUUUUGUCUAUUGUCCAACAGCAGUUGUAGCUACUGCUUGCUUGUCUUAUUUUUUUGAUAAAGCUGAUUCUCUUCAAUGUAUAUUACCAAAUGUUACUUCUCUAAUCGGAGGGGUCCCAUUCAUGGCAGUUGCUUCUUUAGACAUGUUAGGGGUCGCUAAAAAUUUAACAUUCGCUCUACAUGUACUUUUUUCUUCAACAAAUUUUGUUUAUAUUCCAUUUUCAAUUAUAUACCAUGCUAAUAGCGUGUAUCGCGAAAGUGAUCAACAUACAUCAUUUAUAAAAUAUGUAAAUAAGGAGACGGUUGCAUUACUAAUGGGCUGUAUUGGACAACUGCCGGUAUUGUGGGUCAUACUUACACUUUUAGACUCGAGCUCAAAAAAAUCAAGUAAUAAGAAUAUGACAAUAGACUUGCAAGAUGACGGCGAUGAAGACGUGAAAAAUGAAAGGAGAAAAGUAAAUAAUAUUGUAACUGAAAAAUCAUAUUGGCCAGUGAUAGUUAUUCAAAAUUUAAGAAAAGAAUACUACAAUAGAAAUUUAGAAUCGAAUAAAAUAUGUUUUCAUCAAAAAUUAUGUUUAAAUGAUGAACCAACAAAAAAAGUUGCAAUUCGAAAUUUAUCUUUAACAGUUGAUACAGGAGAAAUACUUGGAUUAUUGGGUCACAAUGGUGCUGGCAAGACUUCAACAAUGAAAGUUUUAGCAACAGAAGAAAAAGAAACAGCAGGAAAAUUUGAAUCAGUGUUGUUUAAGAAUGUUUUUGUAAAAUGAACAUUUUCUGGAAUCGAUUUCUUUUUUGGGACACAAGUUAUGAAAUGUGUUCCAUUAGUUUUUAAAGAAAUAAGACCG